AUGGACGAGAUGAUCGAGACCCAGCAACUCCGUCCGGGUAGCAACGGAGGGACCACGACGUCCAAGUUGAGGAACACCCGCGAUGCGACAGCAGAGGAACAAGGGUUUACCUCUUUUUUUGAGAAAAGAAGAAGAAGAUGACUGAGCCGACGGCGCUGAAAGCGACCUCGCCUCCUGAAAAAGAUGACGGAGAUCCCCGGGAACGCCGACCCACCGGAGCUCGGAAAAGCGGAGCCGUCGUCAAUCGCAAGGGAAGGAGAGACGACGAGGGCCGGCAGCAGAAGCCAGAGGAAGCUGGGACGGCCCUCGAAGAACAAGAAGAACAAGAAGAAGAAGAGACUCCACGAAGAAUGCAAGAAGACGCUGCUCCUCCUACUGGAAGAGGAGACGUCGUGGUAAGUACGGUCACUCGCGGUGAACUACAAAACAGUAACCGCAAUUGCCGCCGUCGUUAAAGACUGUACAGCGAGAACGAUUUUAUUUCCCAACCUUUUUCCAGAAAUCCCACAUAAAAAAUUAUUUACUAGGCUCAAUAAUUCAUUCUUUAUAUAUUAGGCUGGGCCAGUAUGCCACAUGUCGAGAUUCCAUUGGAUGAUUGAUAGGGAGUAAAUAGCAUUUAAAGAUUAGGAUAUAUGUCAAAUAAAGAAACAGGGCAUGGACAUAAUUAGCACUGUUAAAGGGGGUACCAGCUCUUGAUAAAAACCGAGGUGCACAGCAUAGAUAGGUGGGGGACUAAAAUAUAAAAAAAUUGUCAUAAUGGGCAAUAAAAAAUAUUAUUUAAUAAUGAAAAAGUCAAACAAUAAAAAUGAGUGUUGAAUAUUUGGGGAUUUGAGGUACGACCAUUUUCAUCAGAAAGUUUUUGCUUUCUCUUACAAAAAAAAUGGACCAAGUUCUAAUUUAUGGUGUUUUUUCCUUUAUGGGGUAAAUUCAAUUAUUAUUUAAGGGUAUUUGACCUUACAUCUGCGGAAAUUGCUUAAUUUUUUUUUUAGUAUUUACUGCAUAUUUUCUAUUAAUUAGGAGGAAUAUUCAUCGACCAAAUUCAUAUUCUAUUGAUUUUUUUUCCUUCCAUUUAAUACAAUAAUACCCCUUACCAUUAGCAUGAUGAAUACCUUUGAUUACUAUAAAGAUCAGAAUCAUAUCUUCUCUAAGUAA
Messenger RNA from Spirodela intermedia, 1152 nucleotides. Lineage: Eukaryota; Viridiplantae; Streptophyta; Magnoliopsida; Alismatales; Araceae. The record is from the annotation of a GenBank genome assembly.